AUGACGGCGCAGUCUCCGCUUGCGCGAUUUUUUACGAAGAAGGAGCCUGUCAGUUCACCGCCGCAGACGCCGGCGCAACGAGAGGAAAACAAAGGACCAGAAAGUCACCCGGAUGGCGUGCUGUGCACCCCGCCCUCCGUGCCGUCGCGCAAGCGGUGCUUGACCAAACAAGCGGACCAGCUAAGCACGGCGAAGAAACUGAAGGAGGAAGUGCCCCAAACCGCUGCAGUGCCUAAGGCCAGGGACCUCAAGGCCACACUGCAACGCGCGAGCGUGCCUGGUGCGCCUGGCGCGCUGUCGGCAUUCCUGGCGGAGUGCUUUCAUCACUUUGAAAGUGGACAGCAGUACAGUUGGCCCGACUGGAUGAAGCCUGAGAAUCUGCGGGAUGUUCAGGGCUUACGGCCUACGGAUCCCGGGUACAAUGGCAGUACCUUGUGGGUUCCUGAUCCCAUCAAGCAGAAGGCGGAGUACCAGAAAGCGCAGGGCCACAACACCCCGAUGUUGAUGCAGUACUGGAAGCUCAAAUCUGCACAUUUUGACAAGGUGGCCUUUUUUAAGGUGGGCAAGUUUUAUGAGAUUUUUUACUACGAUGCCUUCAUUGCCCAGCGUGUCUGUGGUCUAAAGUGGAUGAGUCAAGACAAGAAGCCUCACGUGGGCUUCCCCGAAAUGGCCAAGCACGAGUACGCCAAGCAGAUCCUGGCGGCAGGCUUCAAGGUGGUGGUGGUCGAGCAGGUCGAGCGCGUGGUGGAAACCAACCAGAGGAAGAGCGAGGAAAAAAACACGGGUUCCGGGCCGAUUUGCGUGGAACGGGCACCCUGCGAGGUCUUCACCAGUGGAACGCUGGUGGACCCGGAGCUGCUGCAAGGUGCGGGCGCGCGAUUCCUUGCCUACCUUCACUUCGAGCAGAGCUCUAAAGGUGGCCUGGAUUUCAGCAUCUGCCUGGUGGAUUGUGCCACCAGCCAAUUCCAGCUGGGCCAAUAUGUGGAUUCGCCGGAUCGCAAUACGUUGAGGACGCUGGUGGCACAGGUACAACCGAGUGAGGUGGUUUACGAUGUGGAGAAUUUGCCCAGCGAGGUCUUGAGCUACUUCCGGCGCUUGCCCUACCGGCCUCAACUCUCGGCCGUCCGGCAGGACGGCGCUUCAGGUCUGUUGGGAGCUCGAGAUCGCUUGAGGAAGUACCGUCAGGAGCAUCCACAGAUCUUCUCUGAAGCGGUGGAAAAAGUGCUGACUCAGGACAGCGCUACCCUGGCGGCUGCGGGGUUGAUGGCCUACCUCACCAGCAGCCUGUUGUCCGAGCGUCUUCUCCCCAUGGCCCUCUGGAGCGUCCUGGACAGCGCCUCAAAGGCCGGGCAAACCGGGCCGACGCCGCGGAUGGUGCUGGAUGCCACGGCACUGGCGGCGAUUGAAGUGGUGGAAACCUUGGAAGGAAGAUAUGAGGGCUGCUUGUUGUCCUUCCUGGAUCACACCAGCACUCCCAUGGGCUAUCGUCUCUUGAGGCAAUGGGUUUGCGCUCCGUUGUACGACUUGGAGGAGAUCGCUCAACGCCAGGAGGCCGUGGAGUUCUUCCUGCAGCGGGGGGAGCUGGCGCAGCAGCUGAGGCAAUCCCUGAAGAAGUGUAUUGCGGGCACGAAAAUCCCGGUCGAUUUGGAACGUGCCACCAGUCGAAUCUGGAGCUACGCCCUACAAGCAGAGAGAAAGGCAGUUAUGUACGAGGACGUGACGGCGCGAAGACUGGGACACUUUGUGGAACUCAUGGAGGUCUUUGAACAGUGCUACAACUUGCUGACCUCGGCCUUUCCAAACGACUUGCCGGGCCGCCUGGCGCGCGUGGCCAAACCCCAGAAGGAGGGUGGAACUCUGCCGGAGCUGCUGCCGACCAUCCGUUGCCUGAAGGGCGCGCUGGUUCAGACGCCCAUGGAGAAGGGGAAUGGUUCGAAGUUCAGGCCGCAGGAUGGUGCAGAUCCGGUCUACGACGAGAAGUGCCGCCAGAUUCGCAGCACGCAGCAGGAACUGGAGAAGGAACUGGAAGGCCUGCGGCAAAAAUAUCCCAAGGUGAGUUUUUGCUUUAUGCAUCGCAUGCCCGGCUACCGCUACGAAGUGGAGUGCGAUGAGCAAGCCAUUGGGUCGCACGCGAAGAAUCUGGACGUGAGCUAUCGCAGCAAGGGGAAGCUGCGAUUCUACACGCCCAGAAUCAAGGAGCUGCUGGCACAACUGGAACACCUGGAAGACCAGCGCGAGGAUUGUAUCUUUCCCUUUCUCUCCAAGCUCUUCCGGGACUUUCACUCACACCAGGCCUCCUUCCGCGCGCUCAUCCGCUGCGUCAGCGAAGUGGACGCCCUGCUAUCGCUCAGCGCGGCCAGCAACGCCCUGUGCGGUGCAUCCUGUCGUGCUGAGCUGGUGGCGCUUGAGGACAUGGCGCCGGCCACGGUCGAGUUGCGCGGCUGCCGCCACCCAGUGGUGGCAGCCAAGAUGGGAAAUGCCUUCGUGCCCAACGACACCUUGAUGAACAGCUGCGAUGUGCCAGGAAUUCUGAUCGUCACGGGGCCCAAUAUGGGCGGCAAGUCGACCGUCCUCCGACAGACUUGUGUGGCUGUGAUCAUGGCGCAGAUGGGCUGUCGUGUGAAUGCGGAGAAGUGUCGCUUGAGCCCGGUGCAACGCAUCUUCACUCGCAUCGGUGCAUAUGAUGCGGUGCUGGAAGGCAAGAGUACGUGGCUCGGCGAUGGCGGCCGCCUGAAGGGCAACAGAAACGAUGGAAAUCAUUGA
Molecule: messenger RNA, 2763 nt
Organism: Cladocopium goreaui
Lineage: Eukaryota; Dinophyceae; Suessiales; Symbiodiniaceae
Source: the annotation of a GenBank genome assembly